Molecule: messenger RNA, 4868 nt
Organism: Pleuronectes platessa (European plaice)
Lineage: Eukaryota; Metazoa; Chordata; Actinopteri; Pleuronectiformes; Pleuronectidae
Gene: cog1
Product: component of oligomeric golgi complex 1
Exons: 15
Coding region: 1056-3905 (949 amino acids)
Biological process (GO): intra-Golgi vesicle-mediated transport
Cellular component (GO): Golgi apparatus; COG complex
Source: RefSeq, a predicted model, not a curated record
AGUCUGAGUUGACUGGAAACUAGGCGGAUUCUUUCGGGAACAACUCCGAUUAAGCACCACUCAUGUUUAUACAGAUACAAAGUAAACACAUACAUUCUAUAUCGGCAACGGCAGAUUUAAAAGUUGUUGGUUUAAAAUACGGUGCGUUACAUUGUCGUUAUUCAGAAGAACAGGUGCAUACCUGAGAGUGGCGCAGCUUGUGUUAGUCCUUUAUGUUCCGGGUACGAAGGUCGGUCUGACUCACCUGUUGUUUACCUGCGAGCUGAUUCUCUGUUCGCUGUCAUGGUGACUGGGGUGGACCAGAUAGUGAACUGAUGUGGAUCAGAUGUUGACCUGAUGUGGAUUAGAUGUGGACCUGAUGUGGAUUAGAUGUGGACCAGAUGUGGAUUGAUGGUCAGUACAAGCACUAAUACAGAACACAUUCCAUGAAGUAAAAGACCAUGUACUGGGUAAGGGUUAGUGGUUACACAUAUGCCUUAACGCGGUGCAUAUGCAUUUUUGAAAUCAGACUUCUAUUCUCAUCAUAGCAUAUGAAUAAAAACAUCUUUAAAUAUGUUUAAUUCAACUAAAUAUGCUUUAACCACGUUCCGUGACCUUGUGUAUAAGUCGUAUUCCUGUAAACCCCUAAACACAACACCUGAGAAAGAAGUGUGAGUUCUUAUAUUGUAGUUUUUACUUUGGUCUUUUUCAUGCUGUAUGUUUCUUUGAGUUUAUAAAGUAAAAUAUAAUUUUUUUGCAUUAUUUCUCCUGAGGUCUUGUGACGUUGACCUUUCAUAUUAUAUUUAUUUAAAAUUAAAAAAAUGUAAUAAAUGUGUAUGACGUCGUGUAAUGCCCUACGGCUUGAAAUCAUUUGAUUGGCACAGCGGUGUGGGUGGGCGGCACCAGGCCUGUGCGGAAACGCUCGCUGACUGACAGCUGUGGUAACUAAUGAACACAUCGUAGUCCGCUGUCGUCACACUUUUACCUACGUGGAAGCAGGAAGGGAACUUCCUCUCGGUCUUCCGGGUUGUUGGAGUCCCUGCAGCGGCUCUUGUUGUUGUUUGUGAGGCGGUGCGAUGUCCGAGGAUCCUGCGCUGUCGCUCCGGGUGUCGGAGAUCGGACACCCGGCGGGUCUGUUCGAGCGCUACAACACCGAGGAGAUCCGCCGGAUCGAGCGCAAAGUCCGCGGGGAGAUCGAGCAGAAGAAGGAGGAGCUGAGGCAGAUGGUCGGGGAGCGUUACCGGGACCUGAUCGACGCCGCGGACACCAUCGGAGAGAUGAGGGAGUGCUCGGAGAGCGUGGUCCGGUCCAUCCAGGACAUGCACCGGUACUGCCACAGCCUGAAGCAAGGCACCGCCGAUGUGAGCAGCUGCAGACAGGAGAGCCAGAGGCAGUUGGUUUGGCAGGAGAAGUUCUACACCAUGGCCUCCCAGAUAAAGCUCCUCUUGGAGAUCCCAGAGCGCAUCUGGAGCGCCAUGGAGGCGUCCCAGUACCUCCAGGCCACUCAGCUCUACCUGCUGUGUUGCCACCUGCACAGUCUGCUGCAGCUGGAGACUGCGACAGCGGGCCACUACAGCCCUGUCCUGGCCCGCUUCCCCAUUCUGGUGCGGCAGGUGGCCACCACCGGACACUUCAGGUCCACCAUUCUGCUGGACAGCAGGUCUCUGCUGCGGGGCCGGGUGGUGUCAGACCAAGCGAUUGCUGAGGCCCUGGUGUCUACCAUGCUGCUGGAGGACAGUUCACCACGCCAGGCCCUGGCCGACUUCUUGCUGGCCCGGAAAGCCUCUAUCCAUCAACUGCUCAACCAACCACAGCAUGGUGCGGGGAUCAAGGCCCAGGUGUGCAGCUUGGUGGAGCUGCUGGUCACCACUCUGUUCCAGGCCUACGCUGUCUUCUACCUGCCCCCAGAGGGAAACUCCAGGCCAGGGGAGGGAGCCCUGGGCUGGGGCAUGCUCUUCUCUAUCCUGGAGAAUGUUACCUCAACCAGCCCGGCAGCUAAAGUCAGGAAGGUGUUGCAGGAAGAGACGAGUACUGGCAGCUGGUUCAAGUACCUUCCUCCCUCCAUCACUGAUUUCCAGCCCGCCCUCCGCACCCUGGCUCAGCCAAUCCAGAGAGAGCAGCUCCGGGACACACUGCAGCAGUGGAUCAAUACGUGUAAGGAGGACAUUUGCCAUGGCGUUGGCAGCCUACUUGUCUAUGUCAAGAGCCUGAAGGGGCUGGCGGCCAUCAGAGACGCUGUGUGGGACCUCCUAUCUACUGAAUCAAUCAGUCAGCACUGGAGCACUGUGUGCCAGCGGCUUCUCGAGCGCCCCCUGGCUGUCUGGGAGGACUUCCUCCAACUGCUCUUCCUUCAGCGCCUGCAGGCCAUCACCAAAGAAGAAACUGAGGCCAUCUCAACGAGUUCUGUCCAGCUCCUUACCUCAGCUGUGAGGGACCUGGAGGGCCAGACCACCCAAACCUCUGUGGGCACCAACCCUGGCUCUGUCCGCCGGGCACAGUAUGAGGUAGACGUGGCAUCCUUCCUGUGGUCUGAGUCUCCAGGAGACCUGCUGAGUGAUGCAGGUUGGAUCAAUGUGACCCAGCGGGGGCAGCAGCAUCAGAGGAGUGGCCUGGCCAUGAAGACCCAGGCCCUGACACCUUGUGUUCAGAACUUCUGCUCUUCAAUGGAUGCAAAGCUGAAGGCCAGGCUGGAUGACCUCCAGCACUACCUUCCCUCCCAGGAUACAGGGUCUGACUCCAUCUCAGUCCCUGUCUCCUCCUCUGGACCUACUGAAGCCUCUUCAGCAUCUUCAUUUAACCGCUUCAUGGACUCGCCGGCAGUGGAGGAGGCUUUACGUGAAGGCUCCCUGGCCUGUGUACGCCACAUCCUGUCCUCUAUCCACUCUGAACUGGCUGCAGUCUCACCUGACCCCAGCCCCAGCCGCCUCAGUUCAGUCCUUUUCAUGGCCAGGCUAUGCCAGUCCAUGGGUGAGCUCUGCCCUAACCUGAAGCAUUGCAUUCUGGGGAAACAGAGCGGUGCCGAAACCACGGCCAAGGGGACCCCCAGGCAGGCGAAGAAGCUGGGCAGAGCCAGACCCGCCACAGAGGUCAGCCCCGCCCAGGCCAAGUGGGCAGGUCUGAAGGAAGACCUUCUCAACUGCAGCAUGGAAGCCUACCGCAUCUGGAGCUCCGCCCUCGCCAAAGUGUUGCUGGGUAAGUUUGGCACAGUGCUGCAUGCACAGUCUGCUGGUACCAUCCUGACAACAGCCACAAACUGGGAGGACCUGGAGAUCCAAGAAGAGGCCGAAUCGGGGAGCAGUGUCACGUCCAAAAUCCGUCUUCCAGUGCAGCCAUCUUGGUUUGUCCAGUCGCUGCUGUUCCAGCUGUGUGUGGAGGUGAACAGGGUUGGGGGUCAUGCCCUGCCCCGGCCCACGCUGCAGGAGCUGCUGCAGGCCUGUCUGACUGAAGUCCUUGGCCACUACCAAAGCCUCUCACAGCAGGCACGCACCAAGGAGGGUGUAUUGCCCAUGACUCAGAACAGAGCCUUGCAGCUGUUAUUUGACCUUCAUUACCUCAACACCACACUGGGCAGCAGACUGGAGGAGGGCAAGAGCUCCCGAUCACAUCAAGACCCCAGGUUUCAAGAGGCCUGUGAUUGGCUGGAGAGCUUCAUCGACCCCUUUGACCUGGACGUGUUCACAACUCCGCUGAACGCCAACCUGAACCGCCUGUCGCAGAGGACAUCGGUGCUGCUGGGACUGUUGACGGGCCUAGAGAAGCAGUUUUCCUCACGGAGCAGCGGCGUCAGCUCCCAGGAGCCGUACAACAUCCUGCCACUGGCCAGCAGCCAGAUCAGGUUCGGACUGCUGCCUCUCAGCAUGUCCAAUGUGCGCAAAUCCAUGUUUGUCUCCAGGAAUUCUGACGCUCCAAAGAAGCUGCAUUUCUGAGUGCCAGCAACCCAGGCAAGUUAAUCAGUGUGGGUUUACAUUUGUGUGUGUGUGUGUGUGUGUGUGCGUGGGUUUAGGUUGUAUCGGUAGUAGUGACGUGUUCUACCUUCGGUGCAGUUGCAUUGUGAGAGUGCUUCAUUAAUUAAUUUAAAUGAUUGUUGUAGUCUGGUGGCUGGAAACUGCUCUGCUCUGUUCUCACUAAUCUGGUUAAAUAGCUUGGGAUCAGACUGUGGAUUAGCAGCACAGCAGCAUCGACCCUAGGGCUUUGUUAUUGUCAGCAGGAAUACAAACCGGUGUCUGUGCAGCAGAACCUGAUACCAGAAAUAGUCCUCGUCGCCAGUGUCAUUGAAAUUUCCCACAAUUCAAGAUCUUACAAUUGUGAUACAUGUGAUUUGCAAAAAUUAGAGAUUAUUUUAUAUCUGCAUGUAUUGGUUCAGGUCCAGGAUGCAUCAUGGUAAGUCAGCACUGCAUUAACCGAAUGAGCCUAUUUUCCGUAUGUAACCUGUGGGUGUCACAUAGAUCAUCAGGUCCUGUGGGAAGCAGUUCUCCCCUCUGUGUCUGUCUGUGUGUGUGCGCGUGUGUGUGCGCACGAUUUUGCGGUUGUUAAUUACAAUAUUGCAAAAUCCAUGGUGAAGAAAACCGAUAAACUGAAAGUGUGGUGUUGUUUGUUCCUAACCUAUACCAACAAGACAAUAUUCUUAAAACCUCAGUGAACCUAAAGUGCUCUCUCUCCUCCAUCAGGCUCCUCCAUCCUCCACAGCGGACAGCAAUGACAGCUUCAGGCCUGGCAGUCUCUUCAGACAGCUCGCCGAUCAGGACGAAGACACAGCCGCUCCCUCUUUAUUCAAACUCAGCUGGCUGUCUGGCAUGGCCAAAUAACCCCACAUCACUCGAGACUCUUUAGUUGCCAGAGGCUUUGUAAACAUAAAUAUGUAUAAUAAAUAUAAUUUUUGUCUUUUGAAA